AUGGCUUCUACCAACUCCAAUGCUGGUGGUGUUGAAGGCAACAACUCCCAUGCUGAUUUGGAAGCUUGUGUGCAGAAGAUUGACCUGAACAACUUGGAUGAGGAAAUGGCUGAAAAGGAACCUGCUGAAAACUCCCCUGCUAAGGACCCUUCAGCUGCUGAAAAUUCCAAGGAGCAGGAAGAGGAGUCUCAGGAGGAUGACAUUGAGUUGGAAGGGGAAGAUGACAUUUUGCAUGCUGAAAUUGCUAAGCUGCAGGACCAUGCUGCUGAGCAGGAUACGCGCAUCCAGCAGCAGCAGUCACUCAUCACCAACCUCAAGAGGGAUCUCUCUGACCAGGACAACAAAAUCAAGUACCUGGAAGUUGAGCUCAAGAACAUGAAGCACGACGCCCGGGAGCACGUUCAUCAGCUGGCGAGGCAGACCUCAAAGAUCAACGAGCUGCGCGAGGCGUUCAGUGCCCUCCGAAGGGAGACUUUGUAUCGCCCUGCACCACGAGCGGAACCGCCUGCCAACUCUGCUAGCGGUCGCACCAACCCUUCUCGCUCUGGUGGUGCAGUGGGUGACCCUGGUCCUUCUACGCAGCGCGCUGCUGAGCCGAGCACGCAGGCUUUUGGCUCUCUGCCAAUCACCCUGCCGCCAUUCAUCCAUGGCAAGACGGACGUGGCUGCGUGGUUGUCGAUGAUGACCGACCUGUUCAAGGCGCACAAGUUCCAAGACGACGCUCGCGUCGUCGCUGCCACCACCGUGCUGGACCAGAAUGCACAGAGAGUGGUGUAUGGCAGCAAGAUCCAGGCUGAGGCGGAUAGGAAGCCGUUUGGAUGGGAGGAAUUCGCAUAUGCACUCAAGCAAGCCUUCCAGGGGGCUGCCUGA
This is a messenger RNA of Closterium sp. Yama58-4, 870 nucleotides long. The record is from the annotation of a GenBank genome assembly. NCBI's taxonomy places the organism in Eukaryota, Viridiplantae, Streptophyta, Zygnematophyceae, Desmidiales, Closteriaceae.